AUGGUUAUCACUUCCCCUCUACAGGAUAUUAAAGCUACAAUUAGUUGUUCAGAGUGGCUUUGUAUUGUUGGUGGAUCAAGCACUGGAGAGCAACGGAAAUCAACGGCAGAAGAGCUUCUUGAUAAAGAGAUUCCUCUGAAGUUUGUGGAGCCUGGUGGAAAUUCUGAUGGUCUCAAAGGCAGUGAUAUAGACCCAUGUCUAUUAUUUCAUUAUGGGAUCCCAUCGGGGUGUAACAUGUUGGCUUAUGAUCCCAUUCAAAAAAUACUUGCAUGUUCAUUUGUAUCUAUCACUCUCAAGGAUGGCAGAAUUAAAUUAUCUGGCAAAGAUAACACUCAAGCUCUGCUUGAGUCUGUCAAUGCAAUACCAAGCAAGUUUUUACAGUUUGUGGAGAACCAAGGCAUACUUGUAAAUGUGAAUUCCAAGAACCAUAUUGAGGCAAGUUUGAUCCACUAUGCUUAUAAUCUCUGA
Messenger RNA from Prunus armeniaca (apricot), 468 nucleotides. The record is from the annotation of a GenBank genome assembly. NCBI's taxonomy places the organism in Eukaryota, Viridiplantae, Streptophyta, Magnoliopsida, Rosales, Rosaceae.